UAUGUUGUGGUCUCUUUUGUUUUCAAAAUGUCAUCCUUAUCUGUAUUGUUAGCUUUUCUUUUUGUUUCAUUAUAUAUUAUAGAAGUAAUACCAAUACAACUGGAGUUACAAAAAGGAGAAGAGUAUAAGGAGAACGUUGUGGAUGAUUCAAAUUUAAACGAAUGCAUAAGUGUACAAAGAAGUGCAGAGUUGGGUGUUUGUUUUGGGAAAGAAAUAUUAAAUAAUUUGAACAAGUUCAACGAAGCUGACACUUUUAGUUUGGCAACUGGAGUAUCAUUUGUUAGAGAUGAAAAGACUCCAAGAGAUAUUGCAAGUUUUUUGGAUAAGGAUCCAAUGGAUUUUCGCUCCAUGAUGGAAGAUGCCAGCAAUUUGAUUUCUAAAAGGUCGUUGCACUGGGAUCUCAGUACGUUAUACCCAGGGCUAGUAAUGAGGAUCGGACCGACUCUAGCUAAUGGGGUCUUGGAAUUCGUCAUGGACCCGAGAGUAAAAGAUCGGGCAUAUCAUCAACAUCCGCAUGAAGUUUCUACAGGACGUUUAUUGGCAAGAAACUUAUUAGUUCCAUUUCUGCUGGGCUUUAAAUUUCAGCUGUCGACUUUAUUACCACUUAUUUUAGGAUUAGUUUUGAUAGCAAGUAAGAAAGCUUUCUUGCUAUCAAAAUUGGCUUUACUAGCAGUAACUGUCUUCAGUGGUGGAGGCUCAAGUUAUGGUAGCUCAUAUGGAGGAUCGUUUGGAGGGCUCAGUAGCCCUACAUUAUCAUCGUAUUCUUCAUUUGAUAGUCCUGUGCAUAGUCAUGAACAUCAUUCUGGAGGAUACUAUAACCGAAGACCACAUCACGCAGAGUAUUAUUACAGAGAAAAGUCAGCAGAACAAACCACAGCUACACCUAUCACCCCGGACGAGUUACGAGACAGACUAGAGAGACUGUUCAUAACGAAAAAAGAUAUAAUUGAUGAAACCAGAGACGAAACUAAAGUGAGAAACGCUAGAAAUUUUGCAUGGACUCCAAUUAAUACGGGAUAGUUGUAUUUGGUCAUACAUACAGAUAUGUAUUGGAAAUAUUUAAAGGAGUUAUCAAGAGAACCCGUUUUGUAAACUAGCUCUUGUAUUAAUUAAUCCUAAUAUACCCUUUCUGUGUAGUGUAUUCUAAUUCACUCUAGCUUUCCAGACGCAUGUUUACUUAACGUUAAUUAUGUUAUCCAGAAAUAAAGGUUUUUGUAACGAACUAAACUAGGAAUCAGAAGAAAAAUCUAAGAACAUUUAUAUUUUGGUUGAUUCAUUAUUUGCAUUUAAUAUCAUAUAUUUUUCUAAAUAACACCUAUAAAGUCUGUUACGAAUUAUUUCAACAUAUCCUUUAUAACAUUCAUAAUCUAUUAU
Molecule: messenger RNA, 1374 nt
Organism: Achroia grisella
Lineage: Eukaryota; Metazoa; Arthropoda; Insecta; Lepidoptera; Pyralidae
Gene: Osi10a
Exons: 4
Coding region: 28-1020 (330 amino acids)
Source: RefSeq, a predicted model, not a curated record